GGAAACAGAUGAAAGAGAGCCUCCGGCGCGGCGUAAUUGACAUUCUUUCCAAUCACUUUCGCUUCUUUCUGCUGUCGUCGUCGACGUCUCUGUGUGAAGGCGGCUGAAGGGGGUCCCCGGCCGCUGCACCCACCGCGUCAUCCUGCCGGAGGAUUGCAAGAGGAGUGUAAUACUGCUCUUAAUCUGACUACCUCAACUGCCUCCGAUCGUCUCCCACUUUAUCUCCGUUCCCUGCUUGAAGUGAUGGGCUAUACAAGGGAACAAUUGCUAGCUCAUUUACAGGAGCUUCGAAUUAAUUUUACCAAGUAUGAUCACCCUGUUGUUUUGACAGUUGAAGCUCAGGCAAAAUAUGUUGGAGAUGUCGGUAGUGCACUCAGUAAAAACUUGUUCCUGAAGGACAAGAAACACAGAUAUUAUAUUAUCUCUGCCCUGCCAGAGACAAAAGUAGAUCUGAAAGUUCUUUCUCAGAGACUUGGUCUGGGCAAAGGUGGUCUGAGAAUGGCACCUGAAGAGGCACUGGGUGAGAUUCUGCAGGUACCACUGGGCUGUGUCACACCUUUUGCCCUGGCAAAUGAAUCUGCAAGGAAUGUCUCUUUGAUUCUUGAUCAAGGUUUUAAGUCCCAGGAGAGCUGCAUCUUUCACCCACUGGCGAAUGACACUUCAAUCUCUCUUCAGGCAAAGGAUCUCAACAAGUACCUCAUGUCCAUUGGGAGAGAACCCGCAUAUGUUGACUUGGAGGCUAACCCCAGAGUAGGGAAGGACCAGCCUCCAGAUUUAGCUGCUCUUGUUCCAUCUGAAAGCAUAGAUCUUCCAGAUUCUACAGAGAAGAUAGGUUCAUUGGAAAGUCUGCCUCAGCAUCAUAUCCCUGCAGACCCUAAACCUAAAGAAGUGAAAGCCAAACCAACGAAGGCUCCAGCUAAAGUGGAAAAAGCCAAGGACAAAUCAUUGGUUGGGUCUAUACCGCCCGUUCCAUUCUCUGAUGCUGGCCAGUUUGUGGAAGAAAUUCUUGACAAGACAUCAGCCCUGUUACUUGCGGAGAUCACAGGAGAUUCAAUCAAGCAACAUGGAGAACAGCUGGGGUCUGUGGUUUCAAAAACUAUCAGGAAACAUCUUAGUGCAGAGUUGAAGAAUCUUGCUGUAAUGUUCAAGAACACAGCUUAUACGGAAGGUUUCUCUGCAGGAAUCCACUACCAACCCAAGCGGGUGUGAGCUACUUGCAAUUGGUCCAUCGAUUAACAUACCAUCGUCAUUGUUAUUGUGGUUUCUGGAUGUUAUUUAUAGAAAGCUAAUCGGCAAUUGAGGUACUAUUUUUCGAUAAUUUGGAUAUUUAUUACGGAUUGAAGUUAUUCUCAUGUUUGAUCGAGUUGUCAGUUAAAUAACUGAUUCAGUUUCUGAUCUUC
Messenger RNA from Punica granatum (pomegranate), 1400 nucleotides. Lineage: Eukaryota; Viridiplantae; Streptophyta; Magnoliopsida; Myrtales; Lythraceae. The record is from RefSeq and is a predicted model, not a curated record.